Myzus persicae (green peach aphid) is the source of this 1260-nucleotide messenger RNA. RefSeq lists its product as uncharacterized. The transcript is spliced from 7 exons. The record is from RefSeq and is a predicted model, not a curated record. Bases 21 to 998 code for a protein of 325 amino acids. Lineage: Eukaryota; Metazoa; Arthropoda; Insecta; Hemiptera; Aphididae.
CAAGUUUUUCUAAAUCAGUCAUGUGCUAUUACAGUGGAAACAUUUAUGACUCAGCAUCAGAAUACAUAGAUAUGAAAGCCGAAUACCUGCCUUCUGAAUGUGAAGUUAUUAUUUACAGUGAAUUUAUAAUCACCGAUUCGUCCUCGAUAGAAUAUUGUAAUGAAGAUCUACUCAAAUCAGCGACAGAUUUAAAUAAACCUGUGGUCGUGAUGCUUAGACGAAGUUAUCGGUACACUGAUUGGGGUACAAUAUUGAGUCCUGAUGGCAAUGCUAAUGAUACAAAAGUUUUAUGUGAUUUCGCAAUAAAAAACCAUGUAGCAGGAUUCAUUGUGACAGGGCUGACACCACGACCCUACUAUAAACCAGUAAACAUCAAAGUCGGAGAAUACAUUAUACCGUAUUUAAAACAAUUAAAAUGCAGCCCUGACUUCAUAAUCGGUGUGGCUGUAGAUGGUAAUGCAACAUAUAUAAAGAAUUCAUCCAUAUAUAAUUUUGCUGUAAUGAAUGAUUUAGUAACCUUUUAUGAAAUACAAACGAUUGAAUUAAAUGAAUGCAAUCCGAAAAUAUAUAAUGGCUUGACUCCAAUUACAAAAGUCGAGCAUGGAGCAAAUUACAUGUAUGGAAUGGAAGAAGUCGUAUCAUUUUUAAAGGAAUCGAAAAUAAGUCUUACAAAAAUGACCUUUGAUAUAGAAAUCAAGCCCAUAAGUAAAAAUGGUCUAUACUUUACUUCGUACGCCACGGUGUGUCAUGGAGAUUUUAAUUCUUCAUUUUCGUGUGUGCAAACCACAAAAAAUUUGUUUGACAAGGGAAAGUUUGCACUUAAACAAAACAGUGGAAUAAUUAUCAAGGUUAUGGAUUAUGACGACAUUAAAAAUGACUGUGAUUGUAGUUCAAAGUUUGCCGGAUUGAAAAACAUAAUUGCAGGCUUUCGUGGUGAAUCACAAAAUAUACCGUGUGCGAAGUUUGAUGUUCAAUCAACUAAAUAUGAAUUUAAAUAAUCAGCUAUUUCAUUAACUGUUAAAUAAAUAUACAUUCAACACCCAAUUUCAAAUGGUUUUUACGAUUGUCCGGGCAUAUACAAAUUAAAAACAUUUUUUUUUAUCAUAGAUAAAAGGGUAUGAGGUAAAUUUUUUUGGGCAUUAAAAAUUCCAGUUGUAAUCUUGUUCUAAUAAACAGCAGUAAUACGUAAAUAGUUCUAGUUAAUAUAUUGCAUCGCAUCAUAAUUUAAAAUAAAUUAACAUCUUAUUUUUUGAUAAAUUU